Messenger RNA from Toxoplasma gondii ME49, 1809 nucleotides. RefSeq names its product enoyl-CoA hydratase/isomerase family protein. Gene Ontology annotation, biological process: fatty acid beta-oxidation. The transcript is spliced from 2 exons. Gene Ontology annotation, molecular function: enoyl-CoA hydratase activity. The coding region runs from base 1 to 1809 and encodes 602 amino acids. NCBI's taxonomy places the organism in Eukaryota, Apicomplexa, Conoidasida, Eucoccidiorida, Sarcocystidae. The record is from RefSeq and is a predicted model, not a curated record.
AUGGCUGCUUUUCCUCCUUUUUCUUCACCGUCUCAAGCAGAUAUUGGCAGUGUGAGUAGAGCUGUGUCUUCCCCUCCGGGGGAACACACCAGGUGCCCGCCUCCCCAGGUGUCGGGGUGCAGCCUGCCUGCGUUGGGGAGUCGCAGAGAACCUUGUGUCGCGAGUCGUGUGCCAAAACAUGUCAGAUCCACGUCUGAAGGACUCUCACAUUUCACGAGUUCUUCAACAUCCGCCAUCGUGCCCGACAUAUCCCUUGAGCGGAGGGCUGCGUUUGUCCCAAAACCGGGAUAUGUCCUCCUUUCGCCGGUGACGCACAAGUACAUCGAGGCAGAACUGAUUUCCGGCGGGCAGUUCGCCGUGAUUACGAUCAACAGACCGGACGCAAAGAACGCGUUAAAUCGAGAGGUUCUCGACGAGUUGGAAGCGUGCUUAAAUCUCGUAGAUGCCCAUGCGGAAAAAGAGCCAGAGUUCCACGCGCUGCUCAUCCGGUCUGCAGUACCCGGAGUGUUCUGUGGCGGUGCAGACUUGAAGGAAAGGGCGGGGAUGUCAUUCGAAUCCAGCAAAGAAUUUGUCGAUCGCUUACGGUCUUGUUUCGAGCAUCUUUCUGAAGUGCCUUACCCAACUAUAGCGUGUUUGCACGGCUCCGUCAUGGGAGGCGGUCUCGAACUCGCGCUCGCGGCAGACUUUCGCGUUGCUUCUGUUCGUCCACCGCCGUCGACCCUUCCCCCCCGAGAUUUGUUUGCCCCGCUUCCGGGUGCCUUCCACGGUCCAUCAAAAGACGUAGGCCAAAAGCCUUCGCAAUCUGCGUCGGUCAAAUCGCGUUUCGCUCGACAGCAAGGCAACAAGAAGGGCGCUCUUCUUACCAGGUCGGCUCUCGAUCAGGUUCCGCAGCCGUCGUCCUCCGACUCACGUGUGAGUCGACAGGAAACCCCUGACUCCCUGGGUUCCGCAGAUGGGAGUUCGCUGGGAAUUUGCGACGAGCCCACAACUGCAACCGGCGCUUGUAAGGGCGAGUUGAAAGAAAGCGCGAGACAAAGGGCAUCGCUAGCUACACAGUCUUGUUCCUGGUGUUCCUCCCUCGAGUUGUGCCUCCCGGAAGUGUCACUCGGCACGAUGCCUGGCGCCGGAGGCACGCAGAGGCUGUGGCGUGUCGUGGGUCCGCAAAAAGCUAAGCUGCUGCUUUUGACCGGUGGGAACGUUGGCCCGAAACAGGCAGUCAAGUGGGGGUUGAUCGACGUUAUGGCAGGCCACAACGAAGACGAAGUGUGCAAGAUAUGGCGGUUUACACCAGGACUCAGGCGCCACAAAGCCGACCGCGGGGAGCAAAGCCGGGGAGGAAACGAAAGGGAAGAGAAACAAGUGGCACAGCGAAUCGUGCUCGAUGCAAGAAGAAAUCGCUUCGAAAGCAGGCAGGCGCGAGCCGCGGAACAGCAGGAAAAAACGAGGAACAUGCCCGGGGAAGGCUGCGUUGCCAGUGGAGACGGUUCACAGAGAGGCACAGAAGUGAGGAAGGAUGGAAGUGCGAGUUUGCCGAAGAAAUCCACGUUUGAAACGGCAAUCCCUGACAACGAGUGGGAAAGCGAAGACGCCUUUCGCGUCGGAAUACGCCUCGCGUGCCGCCUCGCGUCCCUGGCUCCUCUGUCAGUCAGAGCCACUAAAAAGUCGGCGAACUCUGCGGUCGGCGUCAGCAUCAAAGAGGGGCUUAAACUGGAGGGAAAAGUGUAUGACAGCGUGCUCUCCAGCGAGGAUCGGGACGAAGGACUAAGAGCAUUCAAGGAACGACGCAAGCCCAAGUACAAGGGAAAGUAA